AUGGAGCUUUCGCCACCGAGCAACAGCCUCUUCUUUCUCCACGCUCUCACACUCACAACUCUUCUUCUCACAAUCCUCCUACCUCCCGCCGCCGCCGUCGAACCCACCACGACGGAUGAUUUCGUCGAGAAAUCGUGCGCCUCCGCCACCCGCUACCCCGACCUCUGCGUCGCCACGCUGUCCCCUCACGCCUCCGCCAUCCAAACCAGCCCCAAGCUGCUGGCCACCGCCGCUCUCUCCGUCGCGCUGGCCGCCGCCCGGUCCGCAUCCAAGUCCCUGCAGUCCGAAACGGCGGCGUACAGGAGGAUGGUGGGGUCGACCGUGACGAUGAGUCCAGGAGAGGCUGCCGCGUGGCGGGACUGCAGGAGCCUGGUGAGGGACUCGGUUGACCAGCUCCGGAGAUCGGUCAAGGAGAUGGGUGGCGACGAAAAGACGGCGAUGAUGACUAGGUUCCAGCUCAGCAACGUGCAGACGUGGGCCAGCGCGGCCAUGACGGAUUUGGACACGUGUACGGAUGGAUUGUCCGGUGAGGGCGUGGAUGGGGAGGUGAAGAGGAGGCUGAUGGAGAGCGGGGUUGUGGAUGUUGGCCACAUGAUUAGUAACGCUUUGGCUUUCGUUAAUCAGUAUGGUGAUGGGAUUAAUUAA
Molecule: messenger RNA, 645 nt
Organism: Linum tenue
Lineage: Eukaryota; Viridiplantae; Streptophyta; Magnoliopsida; Malpighiales; Linaceae
Source: the annotation of a GenBank genome assembly